Molecule: messenger RNA, 3027 nt
Organism: Liolophura sinensis
Lineage: Eukaryota; Metazoa; Mollusca; Polyplacophora; Chitonida; Chitonidae
Product: tensin-1-like
Exons: 17
Coding region: 151-2520 (789 amino acids)
Source: RefSeq, a predicted model, not a curated record
AAAAGAGGUGUAGCAGACGACAUACGAUAGUCUGCUUCUGUUCUCGAUUUGUUCUGUGCUGCAGAAGUUUACUUACUGAUAGGAGCCUAUACAUGGCUCACGUGGCUCACAUACAUGUAAACAAUUCAUUUGUGUGUACACUGACGAAUCAUGAAUUCUGGGUUGUUGUCAAUGGGGAACAGUCCUGAGGAGUUGGACAGUCUCAUCCAAAGUUUUGAAUAUGAAAAUCAGCAAAUUGUAAAGCUUAUUGAAAAAGAGAAUCAGCUGUUGGAAGGUCUUGAAAAGGAAAUAAUUCAGAAGAAAUCAGAAAUCGAGUGUCUCCAAGAAUCCUCAACACAACUAGACGAGGAAACCAAGAGGGUGCACAAACAGUUCAUUCAAAAUAGGGAUAAUUGUGACAGCUUGAGGAAGACGGCCUGUGUGCUACUGGACCAUGAAGUGGCACUGAUGAAAAAGUUGAAUGCUGUGGUUGUCACUGGUGAACAGGAAAAAACUGACAGGAGAAAUGUGUUACAACAUUACACAAAUAUUUGGGAAGACUAUAAACAAAAGUAUGAAUCAUUCCCAUUGGCUCAAACAUUUCUACAAAAACAAAAGGAAAUUGAGACCUCAUCUGCAAGACUGGAUGAAGUCAACAAGAAAAUAGAGGAGUUGGAAACAGCCAUUGCAGAAUUGAAAGGGCCUGAUGUUGACAUCUAUGACAUGAAGCAUUUUCUUGUUGCCAUUGCACAGUUAAAGUUGGACUCCAGGAAAAACUGCAAAAUGAUCAUUGUGAAACAAGAAAAGUUACAAGCAUUGGAGAGAGAACUUUGUGAAAUAAAACAAAGGAAGCAAAAGCAGAAAAAUAUAGAGGAAGAGCGAGCCAGGAAAUUGCAAGCAAAGGCAGAAGAGGAGCAGAGUCAUGCAUCUGAGUCCAUGCCCCAAGCUGAUGUGAGUGAACAAGAUAACUCGGUUCAGCUUGAUAACAGAGAAAGCCAGAUGAGCAGUGCGUCAGGCUACAGCCAAACAGGUGUGAACAGUACUAGUACAGAGAAAUUGACACAGGCUGAAAUAGGGUUGGAGAAGUCUACACUAGCUCACAUGUAUGAUGGUGGUGACAGGAUGUUCCAACAACCAAACAAAGAUUUGAUAUUACAGAAGGCCGCUUAUCAGUCAGCUAGAUCUCAGCCACAUGGACCUCUGCCAAAUCCAGCCAGGUCUCAAUCACUUCCAUCCAGGUCUCUGCCACUUCCAGCCAAGUGUCAACCAGCUGGGUCUCAGCCACAGGUGCUACAACAUGUCCAAUGUCAUCAGCAGCCUGCCAGCCUGCCUCAGAGUUAUGGGAUACAUGCCGGGAACAUGGGUCAUAGCCAUAUGAUAACUUCAUCAGCUCAGCUGAAGUACAUGCCAAAGACGAGUGCCAUGGGAGGAUCUCAGAUGCAAAGUCAGUCUCAGCCAAGCAGCUACUUUCUCCUAGCUCCACUUGCUGCAACCCCUGGACAGUCUCCUAACUUUGCAUCCAGCAGUCUCCAUGUGACUCCCAGGCCUUCAGGUCUCGGGCAACCUCCAAUCAUCCAAGCACCUGUUACUGAAGGAGAAGGACAACUAGGCCAAGCUGUAUUCAAACACCCAAACCAACUUGGCCCCGAUCAGGGUAAAUCAUCUCCUUCUGGAAGUAGCAAGUCCAGUAGCUGUGAGGCUCUGACAGGUCAACAAAGGUUGCCUCCUCAGGACACAGGAAAAGUUCCAGAGGCACCUCUCUGUGUGCCACAAAGUCCUCAGGUGGGUUCUAGAGCAUCUGUGUUCCAGGAUACCUGCCCAACUCCCAAACUCACACAGGACUACUCCCAAGAGAGACCUUCAGCACAGCACAAGUCGGAGGCUGAACUGAUACCCUCACCUUUACCACACACUCAGAAUGAUGGCACUGCCCUUAGCCCACGCAGGAAGGAACCCAAAACUCCAGAACACCGGGAGGAUGGAAUUCAGAUGUCUCAGCCAACUACACCUGCUCAGCAUGGCACAGAGGACAACAAUGUCAGUCCAUUCAACCUGGAGAGGCACCUGGAGAGAGUCCGUCUUCUGACCAAGUCCCCAGCAGCCCCUCAGUAUUCUACACGCCCAAUGUUUGCUACAGAACCAUCAGUCCCAGAGAAGCAGGCAGCCAAGAAUGAGGGCAAUAACACAAUGCAAGAUAAUCCAUUCUUUCAGUCUUUUUUUCCGGAUGGGAGAGGAGAUGGUAAGCCCUUCCAGUCAGCAUUUAUGUCUCCAGAUCUAGCAGAAUCUGGUGGAAAGUCUCUGUUUGGACCCGCUGACAGCCCAGCCCACACUGAGCAGGGACAGAGUAUGUCCUUUAAUUUCAGUGGCGGUGACAACAGUGGGGCAGGAGCGUCGGAUGCUGGCUCUGUGUUCUCGCUGUUCGGGGGUGGACCACCAGACACUACAGCAGGAGAUAGUGAUGGUUUCAGUUUCAGCUUUGGCACCUCCAGUGUGGCAAGUCCACCACCUACACCUGUGUCUGGUACAUUCACCUUGUUCUAGGCAAUUGUUUCUACUCAUCCAGGUCACAUCAAUAACUGAAGUCAUGUGAGGCUUUAUAUUACAGGCAAUCUAAAGAAAACUGGAUGCUGUUCCAAAAUAACGUUUCACUUGCAUUUCCUGCAAUUUCCUCCACCUAAUUUGUAUACAAAUGUCAACCUUCGCUCCCUUAAAAUACUAAUAAAUGUUCCACUAUUAAGGUUAUGUCACUUGUAUUACUCAUUUACCAUAUGUCCAAAAAAGCAAUGACAAAAUCUGUAAUAACGUCAAUUUACUUUCAUCUGGAUUCAUUUUUAACUUUCAUGUUGCUUAUCAAUACAUGUGUCCAUUGGAAUUAUUGUUUAUGGAUAUUGUUAAAUUUUUAAAUUAGUGUAACUAUACCCUUAAAAAAAAAAAACACUUUAAACUACCUAUUAUAUUACAUGUAAGUUUUAUUGUUGUAGUUAUUACACAUUAGAACCUUCAAUAAUUGGUUUUAAAUAAAUGGUUUAAGCUCAUGUAAAAGCAAUA